AUUUUCUCAACCGUCAACGGUCAAGUUAAGUUACUAAACAGAAUUCCGAAGGGUUGCAGUUGCUCGCAAAUUGCAAAGCUGCAAUCUUUCCCCGUGUUCUGUUUUUUUGUUCAAUCUCUGAAACGAACAAAAUUAACAUGUAAAUCCUAACAAUAACCAAUUAACCAUUCUAAAACCAAAACCUUUAAAAGCUACCUUGAGAUGAUGAGGCUGCUUUCGAACACAUUCCGAUCCAUAAAGCCUCAUAGUUCGAUCAAAUCAAAAUCAUCACCAUCACCAUUACCCGUAUGUAGAAUAUCACCGGCAAAAUCGAAUUCGAGUUCGAGAUCAAGAUCUUGGUGUGUUUAUCUUAUCCUUUCUACCAACGCCCCCAUCAAAACCUAUGUUGGUGUAACCAACAAUUUCUCUCGCCGCUUGAAACAACAUAAUGGUGACCUUAAAGGCGGUGCAAAAGCAUCUCGUGCAGGAAGACCAUGGAUUUGUGCAUGCUUGAUUCAAGGGUUUAGUGACCAAAGUGAAGCUUGUGAGUUUGAAUCAAAAUGGAAAAGUUUGUCAAGAAAAUUGCCUAGAAAUAGAAAGAACGAUGACUCAACGAAAGACAGUAUCAAUGGAUCACAUGCAUUGCUGCAGCACAGGCAAACAGCUCUAAGCAGAGUUAAAGGUUCGCUGAAUUGUAGUCACUUAGAUAUUAACUGGAAAUUGAAUCCUUUCUAAUUUCAUCGGGGGCAUGAGAGAGACAGUGGUUUACCCUGUGGCGGAUGUCAGCAGUUCGAGUCCGCUUAUCUUUCAACUCGUGAACUUAGCCUGUAUAAAGCUAAACGAUAGCACCCAAUAUGAUCCAAUCUGCAAGGACCAUGAUAAGGAAUUGUUUGAUCGUCAAAAUACCCCUUGAUGUCACAACCAUAUUGCUUCAAAAUAAGUUUAUAAUCUGAUUAACAUUUAUGGUAGUCGUGUAUAAUUUGUUUAACGUUAUUCUGCUAAUAUAACUAAUUAGCGGAUGAUAUUCGUUGUAUAUUUGCCAAUUGUAACAACAAAAAUAGGAAGAAUUUAGGGAAGUUGGAAAGCAAAGUCCUGUGCCUGUUGGUAGGUUUGUAAAAUGCACCGUUUAUGUUUUUCUUGGUGAAUGAGAAGCAUGUAUAUGGAAAUAUACAUAUUAAAGUGCUGCUUGUAAUGAACCUAUUUUUCCAAUUGAGAUUCUGCAAUGUUGCUGCACCAAGAA
Messenger RNA from Jatropha curcas, 1219 nucleotides. RefSeq names its product Excinuclease ABC, C subunit, N-terminal. The record is from RefSeq and is a predicted model, not a curated record. Lineage: Eukaryota; Viridiplantae; Streptophyta; Magnoliopsida; Malpighiales; Euphorbiaceae.